This is a messenger RNA of Moneuplotes crassus, 2034 nucleotides long. The record is from the annotation of a GenBank genome assembly. Lineage: Eukaryota; Ciliophora; Spirotrichea; Euplotida; Euplotidae.
AUUUUGGUUUUAGAUGUUAGAGAUGGAGGAAACCAAGCAGAAAAAGUGUGGAGGAGAUGAACAGCCUGAUUUGGAACGAAUUUUUGACAAGACAUUUAAAUUUCAACACCCUAGUGAUACACCUGAGUUGGUGGAGAAUGCUGGGUUGUCGAAUUAUAAGAUUAAGGUAUCAAAACAAAAGUGAAUGCAUUAUGCUGGGUUGCUAUCGAAGAUGAUUCAUGGAAUUGAUGAAUUAAAAUAAUUCUUUGCUUGGAAAACUGCUAAUUAAAAUCCUUCUAUCAUAUAAUACCUCUUUAACUGAAUUCGAACAGAACAUUCUACAAAAUAUGAAGAAGGAAGAAUCCAGGUGCAUAGAUCCUCCCAAAAUUGAAUUGAAUAUGUCAGAAUCUUCUCAAGAGAUGCCUAACGAAUUUAUGGUUUCCACUCCUAAUAAAUAAGGAGCAGUUCAUCAGUAGAAUUAUCUACGAAGAUUCUGUAAAAGGCUCGAAGACAGAGAGGAAAAGAACUGAUAAUGUUGACACAGAAUACCUGGAAGCUCUCAAGUCUCGAAAGAAAAUCAUGGCUCUCAAGGGCUCCGAUGCUGGCAGUGAUCUUAAAUAAGAUCUACGCUGAUCUUCGAGACCAGAUACCCUACUUAGACUUAGAAAAAGAUGAUGACUUCUUUGAUGAACACCAAGAAAUAAUAGAUAGCUUUAAAGUUUCAGGGGAUGAAUUCCAGUGGAAUCAUGAAGAAAAUGUCAGAAAAUAUAUCGAAAACUUAAAGAAAGCUUUAAAGACUCAUACCCAAAAAUAAGAUGACAAAUGCAGAGGUCCAGACCUCUGACAAGUUUGUGCAUAUAUCCGAGCUCAAGAAGUUGAACAAAGAAAUUACCCGAUAUAAACAAGAGAUUACCGAUCAGCAAGUUGAGUUGCGAAGAUUCAGCACUAAGAAAAAUGAAACUGACUUCAUGGUUUAUCGACUUGAAGAGGAAAAAGCUACACUGAGUGACAAAGUAGAGGAACUUCGAGUGAUUCUUAACGCAAUGAAAAUUGAAAAAUCUACCAUGAUGGAUAAGUUCAUUGCGAUUGAGAAAGUCAUGAGGAUGAUCAAGGAUACCGACCUUAAUGGAUACAGAAGAUUGAUAGUGGAAGUUUGUAAAAAUGAAUCAAGUGAUGACCGUAGAGAAUACUUUUCAACUAAAGCUAAAGAAGAAGGCAUUAAAUAUAAAGAUCCUUACAAAUAAAUUAAUGAAAAGGCUUAAAGAGGAUACUGAGAUAAGAGUCAUUGUCAAGGAGGAGAAACCUCUAAUGAUGAACAAAAGGUUACAGACGAGAGAUGCUCCUACAAUGACCAAUUUUACACAAACUCCAACUAUCAAGACAGGCAUCAAGACAAGAAGAUUUGAGAGAGAAAGUAGCUGAAGUCUUUCAAAAAUAGUGAGGCAGACAUCCAUCGUCCCUCAAACUUAUAGAGGUGGAGGUUUUCUACACUACUCUAGAUCGAUAGAGACAGAUGAGGUAAUUUCUCCUGCUCUGAAGCCCUCUUAUGAAGAUCAUCAAUGAUUGGCUCAAAAUUCUAAACCAUCAGGCCAGCUAAUUUUGAACCAUCCUAAAAUGAAAGGAGAUAAUAUGAUAAAAUUGAUUAAACACAGUGGAAGCUUCAAGAAAAUGCCAGUAAAAGCUAGGAGGAUCCCUGGAGAUCUCAAGCAUAUAAAUAGUAUGAAGACCCCUGAAGUACGAAUGGGUCCAGGAACAUUUUACUCUCUAUUUUCCAAAGAAUCUUUUCAAGGUGAAGAUUGUGAUCAAAUCAUUGAUAGUCUGGGCUCAUCUCAUGAGUCGAGCAAUAUUCAAAUAGAUAAAUACUACACUAUCGACAAAGAGAAAGAUAGUAAUAUUAUUAAGCAUGAAGAUCCGAGUAAGAUCAUCACUUGCUUCAGAAAGGAAACUUCCCGCCCAACCACUGCUAGAGCAGUCAUUCUUAAGAAUAGAAAAAGGAGUAGAAAAAGGCCAUUUCAUAGUAAAAAGAGAAAGCUGUGUAAAACAAAGAGGGCUUAA